This is a messenger RNA of Vitis vinifera (wine grape), 2186 nucleotides long. RefSeq names its product AP2-like ethylene-responsive transcription factor AIL6. NCBI's taxonomy places the organism in Eukaryota, Viridiplantae, Streptophyta, Magnoliopsida, Vitales, Vitaceae. Bases 420 to 1970 code for a protein of 516 amino acids. Gene Ontology annotation, biological process: regulation of DNA-templated transcription. The transcript is spliced from 10 exons. Gene Ontology annotation, molecular function: DNA-binding transcription factor activity; DNA binding. The record is from RefSeq and is a predicted model, not a curated record.
UCUCCUCUCUCUCUCUCUCUCUCUCUCUCUCUCAGAUUUUACGCCCAAUGGCAUAUGAAACCGCUGAGUGCUCCCCAGUCUAAUCCCAAUUCCCACACAGUCACACACCCGCUCUCUCCUCUUUCGCUUUCUCUUUCUACUUUCUACUUUCUACAUAAGUGAUUUUUUGUUAGGUUGAAGCAGCAGCUUUAGUUACAAGUGGAGUUGCAUGCAAUGCGUUUCUGAUCACCCUUCAACGCUCCUUCUGCUCUCUUCUCUAUCUUUUACCCCACUUCCUUCUUCUACUUCCUCAUUCUCCAACUUUUCUCCUCCUCUUCCUCACAUGCUCACUCCUGUUUUCUCCACCACCAAACGGAGGAUGAAUGCGAUCCGCUAUUAGAGAAGCGAAAGAUUAGUGGCUGAAGAAGUUCGCGAAAACAAUGGCACCGGUGACUAACUGGCUCUCUUUUUCGCUCUCUCCCAUGGAAAUGCUGCGGUGUUCAGAGUCUCAGAUUAUGCCCUAUGAGAGCUCGUCUGCUGCUUCUCCGCAUUACUAUGUCGAUAACUUCUAUGCAAACGGGUGGACAAAUCCUAAGCCUCAAGUUAUGUACACAGAAGGAGACGACUAUCAAGUAAAAGAGGCUGCUACACCAAGCAUUACCAACUCGUCCAUGCUCACAAGCUUCGUCGACCCUCAACUCCAUCACCAACAGGUUCCCAAGCUCGAGGACUUCCUUGGCGGCGACUCAUCGUCCUUGGUCCGAUAUUCGGAGAGCCAAACAGAGACCCAAGAUUCCUCCCUGACUCACAUCUACGACCAUGGUUCUGCUUACUUCAACGAACAACAAGAUCUCAAAGCCAUUGCGGCGACGGCAGGAUUUCAAGCCUUUUCUACUAACUCGGGAUCGGAAGUGGAAGACUCAUCGUCCAUUGGGAGAACCCAGCUCGCAUCGAGCGAUUUUCCAGGUCAUUCGAUUGAGUCAGGGAACGAGUUGGCCUUCUCGCAUUGUCCUACAGGGGCAUUGUCACUUGGGGUUACGACUACGACUACGACUACUCAGAGAUCUGAUCAGCAGGCUAUUGUUUCAGCUGAUUCUGAUUGCUCUAAAAAGAUUGCUGAUACCUUUGGCCAAAGAACUUCUAUUUACAGGGGAGUUACCAGACACAGGUGGACGGGUAGAUAUGAAGCGCAUCUGUGGGAUAACAGCAGCAGAAGGGAGGGCCAGGCCAGGAAGGGGCGUCAAGUGUACUUGGGUGGGUAUGACAAGGAAGAAAAGGCAGCAAGGGCCUAUGAUUUAGCAGCUCUAAAGUACUGGGGUGCUUCUGCAACUACCAAUUUCCCUGUUUCAAAUUAUACCAAAGAAUUGGAGGAGAUGAAACAUGUGACCAAGCAAGAAUUCAUCGCUUCACUGAGAAGGAAAAGUAGUGGCUUUUCAAGGGGAGCUUCCAUUUACAGGGGUGUCACAAGGCAUCAUCAACAAGGUCGAUGGCAAGCAAGGAUAGGUCGAGUUGCUGGAAAUAAAGACCUGUACCUGGGGACAUUUGCCACCGAAGAGGAAGCAGCAGAGGCAUAUGACAUAGCAGCCAUAAAGUUCAGGGGUGUGAAUGCGGUGACCAAUUUCGAGAUGAACCGAUAUGAUGUGGAAGCAAUUGCAAAUAGUGCUCUUCCCAUUGGUGGAGCAGCAAAGCGGCUAAAGCUCUCGCUUGAAUCAGAUCAGAAGCCUUGUUUGAACCUGGACCAGCAAACUCAGUCCAGCGCCAGCAGCAGUGGCAUCACUUUCGGCGCAAUCCAACCAAUUCCUGCAAUCCCAUGUGGAAUUCCAUUAGAUACUGCAACUGCAUUUUAUCAUCACAACCUCUUCAACCAUCUUCACUCCAGUAACAUGGGCGCCUCCAACUCCCCAGGCACGACCUCCUCCUCUAUGCCAACCCCAAUGGCUUUGUUGCCGCCUCCAGCUGAGUUUUUCAUAUGGCCUCACCAGUCCUACUGACCGCACAAUUAUGCUAACAAUUAGCAAAAGCUCUUGUUUGUGCUUCCUACCCAGCUGACCCACAUCUGACCCACCACCUCUUUCAUGACUUUUAGCAGUUGUUGAAACAUAUGAGGUUUUGUUUGAGACAAGAUGAAGUUCUAGUUAUGCUAGGAAAACUAGGUUUUGUAAACUUCUCAAUGGAUGUUGAAUGGGAGCCCUAAUCUUUUUUCUUAA